AUGUCAGGCUCUGGGCGAAAAGACUUCGAUGUGAAGCACAUUCUGCGACUCCGCUGGAAACUCUUCAGCCACCCGUCACCGUCCACCGGCAGCCCGGCGGGGGGAGGCUGCCUGCAACAGGAUGGCAGUGGCAGCUUUGAGCAUUGGGGACCCAGCCAGAGCCGCCUGCUCAAAAGCCAUGAGAGAAGCGGUGUGAGCACUUUCUGGAAGAAACCUUCCUCCUCUUCCUCUUCGUCGUCCUCUCCGUCCUCUUCCUCCUCUUCCUUCAAUCCGCUGAAUGGCACCCUGCUUCCAGUUGCCACGAGGCUGCAGCAAGGGGCUCCUGGACAGGGCACCCAGCAGCCAGCCAGGACUCUCUUCUAUGUGGAAUCCCUAGAGGAGGAGGUGGUGCCAGGCAUGGACUUUCCUGGACCACACGACAAAGGGCUGGUUCUGCAAGAGCUCAAAGUGGAACCAGACAGCUCGAGCCAGGCAACAGGUGAAGGAUGUGGACACAGGCUGUCGUCAACUGGCCACUCAAUGACACCUCAAAGUGAUUUGGACUCCAGUAGCUCUGAAGAAUUCUAUCAAGCUGUUCAUCAUGCUGAGCAAACCUUCAGAAAGAUGGAAAGUUAUUUGAAGCAGCAGCAACUUUGUGAUGUUAUCCUGAUUGUUGGGAACCGAAAGAUACCUGCACAUAGGCUUGUUCUGAGUUCAGUCUCCGACUAUUUUGCGGCCAUGUUUACAAGUGAUGUUUGUGAAGCCAAGCAAGAGGAGAUCAAAAUGGAAGGCAUAGACCCCAAUGCUCUCUGGGACCUUGUCCAAUUUGCAUAUACAGGCUGCUUGGAAUUAAAAGAGGACACCAUUGAGAACCUUCUUGCUGCAGCAUGCCUUCUUCAGCUUCCACAGGUGGUGGAAGUGUGCUGCCACUUCCUCAUGAAGCUUUUGCAUCCAUCUAACUGUUUAGGAAUUCGAGCCUUCGCAGAUGCUCAAGGAUGCAUUGAAUUAAUGAAGGUGGCCCACAGCUACACAAUGGAAAACAUAAUGGAAGUUAUCAGAAAUCAAGAGUUUUUACUCCUUCCAGCUGAGGAGCUCCACAAACUACUGGCCAGUGAUGAUGUCAAUGUUCCUGAUGAAGAAACCAUUUUCCAUGCAUUGAUGAUGUGGGUCAAGUAUGACAUGCAGAGUAGAUGCAACGACCUGAGCAUGCUCCUUGCCUUUAUAAGAUUGCCACUGCUUCCACCACAGAUAUUGGCUGACCUAGAAAAUCAUGCAUUAUUUAAGAAUGAUCUGGAAUGUCAAAAACUGAUUCUAGAAGCAAUGAAAUACCAUCUAUUGCCAGAAAGAAGAACUUUAAUGCAAAGUCCGAGAACUAAACCCAGAAAAUCUACAGUUGGAACUUUGUAUGCUGUAGGAGGAAUGGAUAACAACAAAGGAGCUACAACUAUAGAGAAAUAUGAUCUGAGAACAAAUUUGUGGAUCCAGGCAGGGAUGAUGAACGGCAGAAGGUUGCAGUUUGGUGUGGCUGUUAUUGAUGACAAACUCUUUGUAAUUGGAGGUCGAGAUGGCUUAAAGACAUUGAACACUGUUGAAUGUUACAAUCCCAAAACCAAGACAUGGACUGUCUUACCACCAAUGUCAACACAUAGACAUGGUCUAGGCGUAACAGUACUUGAAGGCCCUAUUUAUGCUGUGGGAGGCCAUGAUGGCUGGAGCUAUCUGAAUACAGUGGAAAGGUGGGAUCCACAGAGUCAACAAUGGACAUUUGUAGCCAGUAUGUCAAUUGCUCGGAGCACAGUUGGUGUAGCAGCAUUGAAUGGCAAGCUGUAUUCAGUUGGAGGUCGUGAUGGAAGUUCCUGUUUGAGUUCAAUGGAAUAUUAUGAUCCUCAUACAAAUAAGUGGAACAUGUGUGCUCCCAUGUGUAAGAGGAGAGGGGGUGUCGGAGUGGCCACAUGUGACGGUUUUCUUUAUGCAGUAGGAGGUCAUGAUGCUCCUGCUUCAAAUCACUGUUCCCGGCUACUGGAUUAUGUAGAAAGAUAUGAUCCCAAAACAGACACGUGGACCAUGGUGGCUCCUUUGAGUAUGCCCAGAGAUGCUGUUGGGGUCUGUCUUCUUGGUGACAGAUUAUAUGCUGUUGGUGGCUAUGAUGGACAGACAUACCUCAACACUAUGGAAUCCUAUGACCCACAAACUAAUGAGUGGACACAGAUGGCUUCCUUGAAUAUUGGGAGAGCAGGUGCCUGUGUGGUAGUCAUCAAGCAACCUUGACUUAUUGAUAUUUUACUUGGAAAGAUUUUACUUGCUGGAGUGGUUAUUUUUAUACUGAGUGGCAAGAAUGAGAACUUCCAGAGAUAAAAACUCUUCAAGAACAAGGAUCUCUGUAGCAUUACCUAUUGAUGUUGAAAGAGUUAGUAGAUCAAACAGAAUAGUAGGAAACAAGAAAACAUUAAACUUAUACAGGAACAAUGUCUGGCCAUAUGUUAGUUAGUUCGGGAAUGGUUAUUGGUAAUUUGUUUUGUAUUAUAGCAUACAAUAACUAGAGUUACCAAAGGCUUGUUUUUUCUUGAGCAGUUGAAAGGAGAGACCAGUAUUUGUGACAUGGAUAAUUUCAUGACCACAGCUCAUUCAAUCAUUUUAUAGUCUAUGGCAAUAUCCAAGAGAUUGCCAAGAGUAGAGGACAGAAUAUUUCAUCUGACAGAAUCUGAUUGGUUUACUGUUUUUCUAAUCAUAUGUGAUCACAAUGGGAAGCAGAAUUAUGCUUUAUUAAAAUAAAACUACUUCUGCCUCAUUUUCCUAAGCUAUGAGAACGAUUAGAGAAACAGAUUCAUGCUUGUAUCUUGCAUUCAGAAAACAAACUGUCCUGCUAAUCAAAGCUGCAUAUUUCAUCAGAGAUAAUGGUUGAAUUUUAUGAUGACCAUACUGGCAAUCUGAAACUGGCAAACACAAAGGAUUGUUUUCAUUAGGCUUACCAUGUUGCUUUGCUUUUUUAACACACUGAGCCAAAGAUUCAGUAUAAUUAUGAGGCUUUUGCCUUAUGUUGAGUUCAGUGUAAGCAUGGAAGCUAGUGAUUCUGAAUGUUAUAUAUAUCCAUUGCAUGUUGAACUCCUUUAGCAUUUUGUUCUUAAACAAACUUAGAAUAUCAAAAGAAAAAUGUAUGAUCCAUUAAGUGAGAGUGUUUAUGAUUAUUGCUAGAAAGAAGGAAGACUUCAUAUUCUCAUCACCCAUUUUUCAAUCUUGUUACAUUGAUCUGUACAUUAUUUUAAGCUACAUGUUUGUAAUUGUUUAAAACAUAAAGUGGAAACAUUACACAAUGUCCUUAAUAAAUAGAUCCAUGUAAAUUUUAAUUACGGUUAAUAAAUGAUCAAAAAUUUGCAUUUA
Molecule: messenger RNA, 3357 nt
Organism: Macaca mulatta (Rhesus monkey)
Lineage: Eukaryota; Metazoa; Chordata; Mammalia; Primates; Cercopithecidae
Gene: KLHL1
Product: kelch like family member 1
Molecular function (GO): protein binding
Source: RefSeq, marked validated